Molecule: messenger RNA, 4398 nt
Organism: Cydia splendana
Lineage: Eukaryota; Metazoa; Arthropoda; Insecta; Lepidoptera; Tortricidae
Exons: 5
Coding region: 111-830 (239 amino acids)
Source: RefSeq, a predicted model, not a curated record
CGGGCGCUCCGCUCAGUGCCUUACCUGACGCGAGGGGCUUCGCGCGCGCCCGCUGCGCUAGUGUUUACAUCGCGUGUGAUGGUUCGGUGACAGACACACAGGAUAAAACCAUGGCGUGUGCCCGAGGGGUCUGCACCGCGGACAAAGUUUUCAUAUUCAUCAACAUCGCUUUCGCGAUGUACAGCGGCGCCCUGCUAGCGACGGCAGCCCGUCUAGCCUGGGACCCGAGCACAUACACAUGGUUCCGUUUCCUCUGUGCUGCGCAGUACCGGGCCUCAGCCGCCUACGUGCUGGCGGCUGGCUUGUGGCUGGCAGCUUUAGUCUACCUGGCCGCGGCCGCUGCUGCGCACCAUCCUCAUCAGCCCUCGCCGAAGCCGCGCUGCUUACAUCUGUACGCAGCCGGCGUGGUCUGCCUUGCCGUGAGUGAAGUCGGCUACGGGGCGUGGAUGGCGGCGUCGCUGGCCGCCUGGUGGCGCGAGGCGCCAGAAGCCGAGCUGGCCAGGAAGGGCAUGGAUCUAAUGCAUGACUUGAAGCCCAUGCUGCUGGCUGUUGAGCGGUACAGGGACGUGGCGAGGCCGGUGCUCGACAUGCUUGAUGAGGUCGAGCACAAAGCCCCCAACAACGUAUACGUCAUCAUGGUGUUCGGACUAGUGGGCAUGGUGUUACAAGUGGCCGCGUUCGUGAUGGCGCGGCGCCUGGCGCGCCGGGCGCCUCCUCAGGAGGAUAAGGAGGAUAAGGAGGCCAGCGCGUGCGUGGAGGAGAGCGAGGAACCGGGCUGGAGGAAGAAGGCGAAUCUACGGAUGUAUACUAUACUUGACAAGAUUUUCUAGCAGGACGCCUCGGCCCCCGGGCCGCCACCGCCGCCCUUGCCCAGCGCGCCCUGUGCAUCCCUCUCCCCGCCGCGCUCCAGGAAACGUUCCAAAAAACGACGCGGCCGUCCCCCAAGCGCCCCGAAGUACAAGGACUCUAAAGACGUGGCAUGGGAUAAAGCGAGCGAGGGGAGGUACAUGACCCGGGAUUGGGAGCCCGGUGGAGAGCGAGUGGCGAGGGAGGGUAAAGCGAUGGAAGGGAGGUCCACGAGGGAACGGGAGGGUAAAGCGAGGGAGGGUUACAUGGUCCGGGAACUUUGGGAGCCCAGUCCAGCGCGGGAUGCGGCGUGGGACGCGGUGCAAGCGCAGUUCCGGGCUACGAGGAGGUUGCGGCCGCCCUCGGCGCCGCCUGCGCCGAAUACCGCUGCUGCGCUUCUUAUAUUGCAUACUGAGCUGUAAUUCUAGGAAUGAAGGCUUUUGAGUGACUGUCGUCACUUAAAGGCGUCUUCUACCAGAUACUUGCAGAAAAAUGCGAAACAUUUUAAUAGUCACUACUCACCACGCAUUAUGAAAGACAGAAUCCGUCUAUGCUAACUUAUUUGCACUGAAUUUGGCGUGGAAAAGUGUGGGAGUGAUAUUAUAAACGCCGUUAUUUCAUAGUAAUUUUACUUUUAUGUCGACACUCUUACACUGUCACUGCCAAAUUUGUGCAAAGUUAGUUUGGUUUUCCUCUACCAUUGCUGCAAAUUAGUGCAUCUAGUCUGUGCGGAAAGAGAAGAGUCGUCAAAUGUAUGGGACCCAAUACAGUCUACGACUCUUCUCUUUCCGCACAGACUCCAGACUAUUUAUGAAAUUUGAGAAUGUCGCAUUUAGCUAUGUUAACGAAAACGCUGCUUUGCGUAAUCCUUCUUAAUCAAUGGGGUCUAGGGGGUUUUAACUUUUUGAAAAACCUGAAAACUGUGCUUGGUACGUAUACGUAUGAAGGCCAGCUGUUUGAGCGCAUCUUCAUUUAUGUAAUUGACUGAAAAGCGUUUUCCAAUGAGACGUCUGUUAACGAGAUAUUAUUCAUAGUUCAAAAAUUAUUUAAUAGAAAAAAGGAAGAAAUUAACUGUAUAAGAAAACACGUAUUAGUUACAUUAUAAUGAAAUAUUGAAAUUAAUUGUUAUUGUUAGACCGACUAAAGUCGGAUGAAUGAUAGACACUGCCAAAUGAAAUAAAGUUCAACUAUAGCGCACCACAUUAUUCGAUAAUAGGUAAAUAAAAGUGUAUUUAACAUUGUUACUGAUAUAAUGUAUGUAUAACAUUUAAAUCGCUAAUUCUAUAUAAAAAGCGAGUCUUUUAAAACUAAAUAAACUGUAAAUUAUAAAUGAUUAAAGCUGCGAUCGCACGGGUGGCAUAAGAAACAUUAAACCAGUGCUGGGAUGACUUUGCAUGGUUAUCUUAUCUAACAGUGUUUUGAGAUAUUCUAGAACAAUAGAUGUACCUACCCAUUCCGCUGACUGAGUGUGUGACUGCAGCUUUAGGUUCCGCCAGUUUGAUUAGGUUAUAUUCACAUUUGCGUCAUUUUUGCAUCUGUUUUCUUUCUCUAAUUUGGUUGGACACAAUCUUUGAUUAAACGGAUGUUUGGAUUCAUCUGAGAAAUGACACAAAUGUGGACACGGCCUCACGUUACCAGUUUGACAAUAUCUACCUUCUAGUAAUGACAGACUGCCAUAUUGAUUUCUAGUUUAAUAAUUAAGUGUAACUUAGUUAAGUAAUGCCAUAUCACCGGGCAAGCGCCGACUCCUAUACUCCUAUAGUUAGUUGUUUUAAGGAAUUUUAUGAUCUGUAGAGUAUUUUUUUAUCGUACGAAUGUGUUGAGUCUUCGAAUACUAUCUAAAGAUCCUGGCAGGCAAUCGUGGCAGUGGAAAAUAAGCUUUAUAUUUUGAGGAUAUACAGAUACACUCGCAGUCCUAAACUUUUUAGCUUUUAAUCGGGAAAUGUAUUCAUAGCUAGACUGUAUAAGUGUAUAUUAUUAGAUUAGACACUCAUGGGGCUUAUUGUAAGUAAGCUUUUUAAAAGCUAUCCAAACUGUAGCCAGUUUAGCUUAUAUUACGGCUGACUGCUGUGAGAUCGAAGUGAGUUCGGUCAAAGGUCGCAACAAAGCGCUUUUUUAUUAUAAAUGAUAACGCACAUGUGGGCAAUAAGCCAAUAAGUAGCUCAGUUUAUAGCGCAAACUAGCUGGAUACGUUAGACCCCUUGGGUAGUCAAUCUUCGUCAUCUUCUUAGUUGUUUUGUAUUACAAAAGUUGCUUGCCGUACCUAUCCGUAAUAUCUUGUCCUUACCUUACUCGUGCACACAUUCAAUGGUCUUUUCUUUAUACAAUGAGACUUUAAAAUCAUAAGGGAAUAAAUAUAUUGUACCUAACUGUGAAUAUCUCUAUAAAUAUUUAUACUGCCAUGAUUGUAUGACCAGACUGUAUCUUGCCUUGCCGUUGAUUGUACUGUUGUUGAGGAGACUGGUGCUAUCUGCUCUCGUGCUCCCGCGUCGCCCCUCUUAUUGUUUUCAUUUUUUGUUUGUUAAAACAAAGAAAAGUCUUAUGAAAGUAAGAGUGUUUUACGUGUUAUAAAAUUAUUGCCUUAACUCCGUUUCAAUAUUAUUUUUUUCCAAAGUUCUGUGAUAUAUUAAACGUACUGGGGCGCCGCGGGCCGACGCUCGGCAAAACUCCAUUUUGCUGUGAUUUGCUUUUAAAGUUCGAAACGACUCUUCUACGUAGAUAGUUGAAAUUGUUAGUAUACUUAAACAUGACGCGGGGUGAAAAUGACUCAGAACGAUAUCGACGAGCUUAUCAAAUUCUGUAAAAUAUACUCAAUCGAUUUCCAGUACAAGAUUACGCGAAUGAUAAAAAUAAUACACAUGCCAUGGAAUAUGAAUAGGGAUAAACGAUUUAGCCGCUAUAUGCGCACAAUCCAUUAUAUAGAGAGUCCAUAUUUUCUAGUGUGUAAUGAUUAUCUUUGGAAUCCAAGUACAAAUGAGUAAUUUCACCCCGCGCGAGUACGCGGCCGUUGGGUCGUGCCCCGAUGCCAAAUAGCUUUAAGAAAAGCCGGUGUUUGCUGCGUUUCCCUGACCAACUAUAAGUCAACAUUUUUCUCGACCAUAAACUUUUCCACAAGUUAUUUCAACAAGUCCUUCCUGACUGGGCGGUAGGAUAUUAUCAACACAAUAAGUACCUACGAAGUAUUUCUUCCUCUGGUUCGCUAGGUCCAAAUCAAUCAGAUACCUACCGUGAGCACCCAACUAUAUACCUAUAGUCCUAAAGCUCCCAACUAUGGUCCACGAUUAACUCGAAUACCUUCGUUCUGCCAGCAGAACUGGUGGCAGAACGAAGGAAUUGGUGCGACAUUCAAAUAACAAUCAUGCCAGAUGAUUGUUAUUUGAAUGUCGCACCAAUUCCUUAAUACACAGAGUCAAGAAAGGAUUUGAUGUUAAAAUGCAAAGUUGAUAAGGGAAGGGCAGUGGCGCGAUCAAGUAGCAAGUGUAGCCGACUAUACUAUACCGACUAUGUUUAGAUUUUAAGGAAAACGAAGCAAUAAAGUGAUAUUUUUCUAAA